AUGAUGGAAGGCAGAAGGGUCAGAGGCCCAGCAGGGCAGGGAGUGAUGGUUAUGGGCUCCGCAGCCUCACACUUUGGGAAGGUUCCUGCUGAUUCUGAUUUCUUUAUAGAAUGAAAAAGAAAAGGAAGAAAGUGUGGGGAACGCGUGAUCCUCUGAGAGACAGAGAGAGAAACAGAGACCCAGCGACAUCAAGAGAGAAACAGAGAGCGAGAGAUUAAGAGACAGAGAGAGAGAGAGAAAAGAGAAGAGGGGCAAGUUGUACAAUUGCCCCCCCCCCUCCUGCCAUAAAACCAGGGUGAGAGCUGGAGGGUGAGGAAUCCGGGAGGCCGAGCAGAGAGAAUGUAGAGGGACAAGAAGAGAGGAAUCCGGGUGGAAGAGGCAGAAGAUACAAGGAGCAGAGAGGGCGCCGGGCGCUGAGGAUGCAGCAUUUAUGGCAUCUGGGAGUCACUAGCGGAGCAGCAGAACCCCAAAGAACAAUGGAACUUGUGAUCCGUCUCUCCAUCGGAACCAUCUUGUUCUUGAGUCUCCUUCCUCUGUGCCAGGCAAAGCUGGCGAGGCCACCAAGAUGGAGAUGCCCCUUGGGCUGCAACUGCACCAUCGACAACGUUCUGUGUGACGGAACCACCUACAUACCCAGCACCUUCUCUACUGACAUCGUCUCAGUAUCCAUCAUGAGAUGCAGGUUCCCGGUGAUCCCCCCUGGGAGCUUCACCCCCUCCAUGUCCCUGCAGAUCCUUCUCUUCACAUCCUGUUCCUUUGAUGCGAUUGCGGACGAUGCCUUCCAGGGUCUUAGGAAUUUGGAAUACCUGUUCAUUGAGAACAACCGGAUCAAGUCCAUUUCCAGGAACGCUUUCCGGGGCUUGCAUCUACUGGUCCACCUGAGUUUGGCAAACAACCACCUGGAAUUCCUUCCGCGCGGCUUAUUCCUCAGUCUCCCGGCUGUCAAACAUAUAGAUUUGCAGGGCAACCCCUUGCACUGCGGCUGCCCAAUUAAAUGGCUGAUGCAAUGGACCCGCGGAGUAGGGAAGAACAUCAGCCUUCGGCCUCCACUGCCCUGCGAGGAACCUGCAAAACACAGAGGGAAGAGCCUGGCCGACCUGACGGACAAAGACUUUAACUGUGUGAAUACCAGCAUGGUUCGGCGUUGGACCUUCAAGCUCCCAUCUCUUUCAGUCCAGUCAUUUGACUUUCUCUCAGACCAUUUUGUGGUGAUCACUCAUCCCUUCGAAGGCCGCUGCACCUUUCUGGAGUGGGACCAUUCAGGCCACGUCUUCCGGCACUAUGACAGCAUCAAAGGUGUGUCUGUUGUCUCCUGCCUUCCUAUGGUUAUAGGAGAUCAGCUCUUUGUGGUUGUUGCACAGCUAUUUGGUGGCUCCGCUGUCUACCGACUCGACCCCUCUCCUGGCCUCAUCUCCCCUUUCCGUAUAUCACAGCACUUGCCUGAUAUUCGUAAACCCAACGACAUAGAGACCUUCACAACGGGGGACGGCGACCAUUAUUUCAUAAUAGCAGACAGUGCCAAAUCUGGAGCCAGCACUCUGUAUCGGUGGGACGGCCGGGGCUUCUACCCUCACCAAAAACUCCCCCGUUGGUACAAAGACACAGAUGCCGAACCGUUGUUCCUUUCAGGCUCCCCACAUCUCAUCAUGAGCAGCAGCUCCCAAAGGCCAGUCGUCUAUCGAUUUGAGGACAAGCAACUCCGGCGCCUCACCGAUAUUCCUGAAGCUUGGGAUGUCUACGCCGUGAAGCAUUUCACAGACCCCGAGGAUGGAAUAUUUGCCUGUUUGGUUCGAUAUAUGGGAGACUCGUCCCUGGUGCGGUGGGACGGCUCCGUGUUUAAGGAGCUCCAGCAGAUUCCUUCUAGAGGUUCCCACGUCUUCCAGCCUCUAUUUCUGGGACGCCGAUGGUACGCCCUUUUGGGGCAGGAUUUUGGUUAUGUUUGGGUUUACAAAAUGGAGAAGUGGGAUCACUGGGAGGUGGAAGAGGGAGGCGAUAGGCAGAAGCAAAAGGGACCUCUUGUUCUUGCGCAGGAACUCAAGGUGGUAGAAACCCGGGCUUUCACCAGCAUCCGGGUACGAGGCAGGCAGUUUAUCUUCGUGGCAAGUUUUGGUGGAGAUACAGCCGUGUAUGAAUAUGUUGAGGAGGAAAGCAUAUGAACUUGGGUACCUAAUAUGGAGAGGGCCAAGAACGUUCUUGCUGAAUCGGCCUUAGUACAGGUGGAGCCUUAGUCUUAUGGUUCCACCCCAGCAGCUAAUGAGCAACCCAAAGAUGUCCUUCUUGUUUGGAGAAGUCUACGUUGAAGGGUUUUAAGAAAAGUCAUGAUGUGUUGUGGGAAAAUGAAAGUGACAUGUGGGAGGAGUUUUGCCAUUGUGACCCUAUCUGAUGUUUCAAAGGGGCGGGCUCAGUAUAAUAAACUGUAAGGAAUCCCCGUCGAGGCCGUCCAUGAACAUUUACAGGUCCACAGGCUGAGGGAUCGGGGCUUUGGAUGUUUAUUUGGUUUACAAAUGGGGACACUUGGCUCCUCAGUCAUACGUUUGUACUAACAGUCACACUGGGGAAAUAUACAUCUUAACUGAAUUUUAUUGAUAUAUAUAUAUAACCAAAUUGUAUUAAAAAGGAAAAAUGUCA
Messenger RNA from Xenopus tropicalis (tropical clawed frog), 2628 nucleotides. It is a transcript of the gene lgi4, whose product is annotated as leucine-rich repeat LGI family member 4. The record is from RefSeq and is a predicted model, not a curated record. Gene Ontology annotation, cellular component: extracellular region. The coding region runs from base 420 to 2156 and encodes 578 amino acids. Lineage: Eukaryota; Metazoa; Chordata; Amphibia; Anura; Pipidae. The transcript has 8 exons.